GCUUUGUGCUUCCACCCGACCACACUGAAUAACCACCUAUAUUACCUGGUUCCCUUCAGAGAUGGGCCAUAUCGGAACUUUGUCAUCAAGACACAGUACAAACCAGUCAACGUGUCGACAUCUAUAAAUAAGACUCUUUCCAUUCUCAUCACGCUCACUGCCGCCCACACUAUCGGCUACGUCCACACGCGUCACGAUACCUAUCGCUGGCAGCAGAGCAUGUACGAGCUCGCCUCUCCCACACCAGAGGUGCAAGUUUGGCGCUUCGAGGUGCUCACACGCGGGGGGCUCGUCUUCGAGCUCUGGCUGCACGCGAUAAUCUUCAUCAACUCAUCCCUCUUAGCUGGCGCCUUCUUCCGCGAGGGCCCCAAACAUGUCCCGCAGGCUCUCUACCAGCUCAUCACGGAGCCGGAUGCGCGGCGCGCGUUGGGCGAGCGCACAGCCGAGUUCAUUGCCGGCGUGUUCGCUACAACGUUUUUGUGGGCGCUCAACACCGGGGUCUUUGUGCUCAUUAGCCUACUUGUGGCCAUGUACGUCCGCGCAGCCAUCAGGCGACAGUACGACCAUGUCCUUCUCAAGAACAAGGUCCACAUUGCGCUCUCGUUCCUCGGCAUCCUCCCCGCUUGGAGCUAUAAAAACUCGCCCCUCGGCCAUCAGAAGACGCACGUUCUGUGAGGAAUGUCAUGUUUGUACACUUAAACUGACAUCAGCCUCCUCGAAAUGGGCUGGCUAUUCCUCGCGUCCGGCGUCAUUUCUCUCC
Molecule: messenger RNA, 760 nt
Organism: Cutaneotrichosporon oleaginosum
Lineage: Eukaryota; Fungi; Basidiomycota; Tremellomycetes; Trichosporonales; Trichosporonaceae
Source: RefSeq, a predicted model, not a curated record